AGGGAAGGAAUUUUGAGUGUUUGGGUUCUCUACCGACAAAAGAAUGCGGAGGGAAGAAAAAGAAAGGCAAAUAGGACAAUCACUAUAAAAAUAUCACAGAGGAGGUCCCAUAAAAACCCCACCUUUAUCAAUCCUCUUUCGCUCUGCUCUACCAUGUCCAUUUCUCUACCUGGCCUUCUCUUCAUUUUUCAACUGGUUUCACUGUCUUCGCCUCUGAAUUGAGUUAUUAAGCCAUGGAUUCCUUUUCAAAUGCUUCAGUUUCUGGCUGUUUUCGGAAGAGUUUUUGCUCGGAGAUGUCUCCCAAUGAGCCUGUAAUGGAACAAGAAGAAAAUGACGACGUUAGUCUAGAGUGGCUAUCUAUUUUCAUGGAAGAUUGCCUCUCCGGAAACACAUCCUUCUCCAUCCCACAAAACCAAACUCCUUCCACCAAUCCACCACCACCUCAAACCCUAAAACAUAAACCCUCUUCUUCCUCCUCCUCCAAUGACAUGAAAUUCUCAACAAAAACCAAAACCAAAAGACGAAAGCUCGCACCUUUAGAGGAGGAGAACACUCCCCUUCUUCCUCAAACCUACUGGCUCGCAGAAAGUGAGCUCAUUCUUCCAAAAAAGGAUUUUUAUGAGAACAAUAAAGCAAAAACCACUGAAGUUGAAGCACAAGCGGUGCCAGGGAAAGAUCAAGGACAAGUUCAGCCAAGGAAGUGUACUCAUUGCCUCUCACAGAAGACUCCCCAGUGGAGGGCAGGUCCAUUGGGCCCCAAGACUCUCUGCAACGCAUGUGGUGUGAGGUUCAAGUCUGGCAGACUGUUGCCAGAGUACAGGCCUGCAAAGAGCCCUACUUUUGUGAGCUGCAAGCAUUCCAAUUCACACAAGAAGGUCAUGGAGAUGAGGAUGGCCAUACCCUCUAAUCACUUUGGCUUAGAGGAUUAGAAAAUGUACAAAAAUGGCUUUCUGAGUGUGAUUCUAUCUUCCUUUGUAGUCUUCUUCAUUACCUUGAAUGUUCAUUUGUUUUGUUUGCUUAUGUACUAAUGCUCCCCAAUGGUUUAUCUUCCUGUUUUUAAUACAUGCAAUGCUCCCCAAAUUUCUUGUUUGAAAGAGAU
Phalaenopsis equestris is the source of this 1099-nucleotide messenger RNA. Its product is annotated as GATA transcription factor 12-like. The coding region runs from base 234 to 929 and encodes 231 amino acids. Gene Ontology annotation, biological process: regulation of DNA-templated transcription. The record is from RefSeq and is a predicted model, not a curated record. Gene Ontology annotation, molecular function: zinc ion binding; sequence-specific DNA binding. Lineage: Eukaryota; Viridiplantae; Streptophyta; Magnoliopsida; Asparagales; Orchidaceae. The transcript is spliced from 2 exons.